Molecule: messenger RNA, 5361 nt
Organism: Choloepus didactylus (southern two-toed sloth)
Lineage: Eukaryota; Metazoa; Chordata; Mammalia; Pilosa; Megalonychidae
Gene: CD44
Product: CD44 molecule (Indian blood group)
Exons: 18
Coding region: 168-2402 (744 amino acids)
Biological process (GO): inflammatory response; positive regulation of ERK1 and ERK2 cascade; cell adhesion
Cellular component (GO): plasma membrane; basolateral plasma membrane; macrophage migration inhibitory factor receptor complex
Molecular function (GO): cytokine receptor activity; hyaluronic acid binding
Source: RefSeq, a predicted model, not a curated record
CCGAAUAAAAACUGCAGCCAACUUCCGAGGCGGCCUCAUUGCCCAGCCGGACCCCCAGCCUCUGACAGGUUCUGUCCGCCCUCCUCGCCCCGUCCUCCGCCGGCCCCCGCCCCGCGCACCGGGACCCUCCAGCUCCACUCGCGUGCUCUCCGGCCCUCUCGGACAGCAUGGACACGUUCUGGUGGCGUGCCGCCUGGGGAUUCUGCCUCGUGCAGCUGAGUCUGGCGCAGAUCGAUUUGAAUAUAACCUGCCGAUAUGCAGGUGUGUUCCACGUGGAGAAAAAUGGUCGCUACAGCAUCUCACGGACGGAGGCUGCAGACCUCUGCAAGGCUUUCAACAGCACCCUGCCCACGAUGGCGCAGAUGAAGCAUGCCCUGAGCAUCGGGUUUGAGACCUGCAGGUACGGGUUCAUAGAAGGACACGUGGUGAUUCCCCGGAUUACUCCCAACGCCAUCUGUGCCGCAAACAACACAGGGGUGUACAUCGUCACAUCCAACACCUCCCAGUACGACACGUAUUGCUACAAUGCUUCAGCUGCACCAGACGCAGAAGACUGUACAUCUGUCACAGACCUGCCCAAUGCCUUUGAAGGACCAAUUACCAUAACUAUUGUUAACCGUGAUGGAACCCGCUAUACCCAGAAGGGAGAAUACAGAACUAAUCCUGAAGACAUCCAUCCCAGCAAUCCUACUGACGAUGACGUGAGCAGCGGCUCCUCCAGUGAAACAAGCACGUCAGGAGGUUACAUCUUCCACACUCUCCUUCCGACUAUGUACCCGAAUCCAGACCAACGGGAUCCUUGGGUCUCUGCCAGCUCCGACAGUACCCCUUCUACCAUUACCUCAACUGUACACUCAAACAGCCAUGCAGCAGCUCAGGAGCAAAACAGUCGGAUGUGGUCCUGGUUUGGUAUUUCACAGCGUGAGACUCAGGAUCUCACAACAACAGCAACGACAGCUCAGCUACUAAUGCAAGUCACCACAACAGGUAUGGAUUCAAAUACCAUCUCAGCAGGCUGGGAGCCAAAUGAAGAAAAUGAGGAUGAAAAAGAAAACACCCCCAGCUAUUCUGGCUCAGGCAUUGAUGAUGAUGAAGAUUUUAUCGCCAGCACCAUUUCAACUAUACCAAAAGAGAACGAAGAUUGGCUCAAACAGGAACCAGCUGUAUCAUAUCCAGAAGUACUACUUCAGACAACCACAAGGAUGACUGCAGAUGUGGACAGAAGUGGCACCUGGACCCAUGGAGAAAACUGGACCCAGGAACCACACCCUCUUCUCACUCACCAAGAGCAUCAUGAGAAAACCCAGCCUUCUCCAAGCACAACCCAGGCAACCCCUAGUAGGACUGCUGAAGAAACAGCUACCCAGAAAGAGCAGUGGUUUGAGCACGGAUGGCCUGGGGAAUAUCCCCAAACUCCAAAAGAGGACUCUCACUCAACAACAGGGACCGCUGCCUCAGCCCAGGAUAGUUCUCCAAGUCAAAGAAUGACAACGCAGAGUCAAGAGGACAGUUUCUGGACUGAUUUCUUCGACCCAAUCUCACAUCCAAUGGGACGAGGUCAACAAACAGAAGGAAGGAUUGAUAUGGACUCCAGUCAUAGUACAAUGCUUCAGCCUACUGCAUAUCCAAGUACAGAUUUGAUGGAAGACUUGGACAGAACAAGACUUCUUUCAGUGACAACUCAGCAGAGUCAUUCUCAGAGCUUCUCUACAGCACAUGGCGGCUUGGAAGAAGAUAAAGACCAUCCAACAGCAACUACUCCAACGUCUAGCAAUAGGAUUGAUGGCAGAGGUGGAGGAAGAGGUGGAAAUCUUUCUGAAGACUCAACUACUUCAGGUGAAGGUUAUGUUCUGCAUUCCCCAGACACAAAGGAAAACAGAACCCUCAUCCCAGUGACCCCUGCUAAGACUGGGUCCCCUGGAGUUCCUGAAGUUAAUGUUGUUGGAGAUUCCAAUUUUAAUGUUGAUCGUUCCUUAUCAGGAGACCAAGACUCAUUUGUUGACCCCGAUGGGAGGUCCCAUACCACUCAUGGAUCCAAAUCAGGUGGUCAUUCAAGUGGGAGUCAAGAAGGUGAGGCUAACACAACAUCCGGUCCUGUCAGGAAACCCCAAAUUCCAGAAUGGCUGAUCAUCUUGGCAUCCCUCCUUGCCCUGGCUUUGAUUCUCGCAGUGUGCAUCGCUGUCAACAGUCGAAGAAGGUGUGGACAGAAGAAAAAGCUGGUGAUUAACAACGGCAAUGGAGCUGUGGAGGACAGAAAGCCCAGUGGACUCAACGGAGAAGCAAGCAAGUCUCAGGAAAUGGUGCAUUUGGUGAACAAGGAGUCGUCAGAGACCCCAGACCAGUUUAUGACAGCCGACGAGACACGGAACCUGCAGAAUGUGGACAUGAAGAUUGGGGUGUAAUACCUACACCAUUAUCUUGGAAAGAAACGACAGUCGGAGACACCACCAUUAUAGGGAGCUGGGACUGACACUUAACACAUGCGAUGUGCUACUGAUUGUUUUAUUUGGGAUCUUUUUUUUAGCAUAAAAUUUUCUAUGCCUUUUUGUUUUUUGUGUUAUUUUUUACAAGUCAGGUCCAAUUUAUAAAAAGAGCAUUGCUUUCUGAAAUGAGGGCCCUAUUAAUAAUCAGCAUGAAUUUGACCGUUCCAGUUCCCACCUAGAGGCCUCUCCCCCACUGAGGUGUGCUAGGGGUGGCUUCUAACAAAAGUCACAAAUACACCUGCCUGAUCCCCAACUUUCUCCCCAUCCCACCUUCUGAGUAGCAGCCACUUGCCAAGGACAUUCCCCAGGGCUAAGAGGAUUGGUCCCUGGGGCGAAAUUUGAAUGGGUCCAUAUUGCCCCUCCACCAGCCCAAUCCCCGGGACUUGCUUUCCCGUGGAGUAGGGGAUUGGGGUGUACUGGCUACACAUCCUCUUCUACAGACCCCUUGGACGUUUUCCAGAUGCUUCCAGGAGACACCCAAAGGGUGACGCUAUUUAUCUGUAGUAAGCUAUUUAUCUAUGUUUUUGAAAUAUUAAACCCUGGAGGUCCUUUAACCAGUAUGAUUUUUUUUAAAAAAUUACUUUGUCAGAGGCAUAAAAGGGCUUAAACUGAUCCAUAAUAAACAUCUGUACUUCUGCCUCUUUAACUCUUUGUGCUUUGAUUCUUCAUUUUCUAAACCAGCAAGGUCUGGGUCCCCACAGCCAAUCAGAGAUGUGGCUCUCAGAUCCCCUAACUGCACCCCCACAUCCCCCACCCCUCAAGUGCGCUCAGCCAAAUCUUGUAGAAGAUCAAGGAAGACAGUACUAUUUCAUUUCUGAGGUUGUCCCAAAGCUCUCUCUCCUGUCCUAGAACCAGAGUUGUGGGAGGAAGCAUUUCCAUGUUUUAAUAGCCACUUCUUCUCUCCCUCGAAGGGAUUUGUAAAGUCACAUUAAAUUUGCAUGACCUACCAUUUGUGGGGUUUCAUUUCAUAGAUGCUGACCUUAAAAGUGAUGUCCAAAAUAUAAUAUGAAAGUGCCUUUUGAUGACUUGUAAUAAAAGGAGAAGCCAAUGGAAAUAAAAGAGAAUGUGGUCAGUGGCCAAUUGAUGGACGCAUGUCCACAUUGGCAGAGGUGGGGUUGGGGCAGUGUGGACGCUGUGCAAGUAUUUUAUGGUUGCAUUUAUUUAUACUUUAACAAGCCAGAUGUCUCCAUUCUUCCUGAUGCAGUUGCUACUUGGGAUAAGUUCAAUUCCUGGGGAAUCCCUCAAAAGGUUACAGGGCUUCACACAACUGGAGUCAUAUCACCAGCCAGGCAGAUUUAUGACUAAACUAGUGAAUAAUGACCCUAUCCCUUGACCUCAUAUUUCCCCCGACUGGGCUUGUGGUCUUUAAACAGCCAGGAGGUCCCAUUGGUCCUUGAACUUCCAAAGGCUACUUGCAGGAGAAGAGAUUGAUAAAGUUAAUGUUCCUUUAAAACUGGACCUCCCUCCUCAGACCGCCAUAAAAAGUCACCUACUGCCUAAACAGUUAGGCUUAGUUGGCAAUGCUUCUCAGACUGAAAGGAGGAAUAAGAGGAGGAGAAAAGGUUUCACAUAAGGUAGGGCAAAGCUAAGAAUUGAUUCUGAAGGAUAUAAUUUAAAGGAGAGUUGGCCCCUUUCUGCACUCAUUCCCAACCUCUGCCCUCCCUUAUUCCCCUACCCCUCUGACCAUAGCCUUGAGUAACUCCUGCUCUUCUACGAACAUCACUGGCCAGUUCUAUAACCAGCUUUCUUAAAAGGAAAGAGACAUCAAGCCACUCUGAUGCCUGUGUUGAGUUACUGCCACUAGUGUUAAAAUGCCCCCUGCUUUCUGAGGGUGUUCCUGGGUCUGCUGCAGACACAGACAGGCUCAUUCCGGCUCUCUCUGGGUACAGCCAUCUGCUCUGGGGCCAGGUUCAGGAAGGCUGCACCUGCACCAGGCUGUACCUGGCUCCCAGAUUCUCUCUGGGGCUAUGGAUAGCCAUACAAGUCUCACAGUGAGGAGUGUUUUUCCACCCCUUCUAGAAUUCUCCAAAUAAGAGGUGGAGAUAGGAGACUAUCUUCGAUUUUAUUUUGAAAUUGAAUAUGAUCUGAUAUUGUUGUAGUCACUCGGGUAUACCUCGGUGUUCCCCUGAAAGGGAGAGCUGUUCACUUCUUUGCAAUAUACCUGCAAUAUUGCCUGUAGUUCAUGGAAUAGAAUAUGUUUUCAUCCAUUUGACAUAGUGGCAUGACUAUGGAAGGACAGCUUGACUACAUGUAGGCUAUUUCUACCUGUGACUUGCCAGGUGAGCUGGGCUAAGCCAUUAAAUUGCACCCCCUGUUUGUAAAAGUUAGCAGCCAGAAUUUAAUUAUUUUGCAAAGUAAUCUGACAGCUUAAGAUAUAAAUUUUCCUGCAAUGUGUCUUCUGCGGGCUUCCCUUAAAUUAGUACUGGGUGAAAAAUCAAAUUGGGCAAAAGACACCUUCAUAUCCAUAUUUUGUAGGUUCUAGCUUGGCAGAAUGGAUUUCUCCAGCACAGCCUUUUAAAAAGUUUUAUAUCAAGAACCAUGAAAACAAAAAUUGUUUCCGUUUCCAAGUUUUAUUCAAUAUUGGUACAGCCUCUCUGGAAGAGUAAAAUGUACUUAAAAACAGGAACAGUAUGUUCCAUUCAUCUUUAUGUUGUAAGUAUGUCUUUUGAUAAAUCACCUGUGUGUAAUUUUCAAAGAAUAGCUUACUGUUCAUGCAUGUACGAUGACCAUUGUUUCUUUGAUUUUUCAGAGCACACUCUUCCUCUGAUUUUUGUAUAUUUAUUGAUGGACCAACAGUAACGAGAAAAGCAUGAUAUGUGUAUUGCUCAGUUGAAAGCACUUAUUGAAAAAUAUUAAAAGGCUAAUAAUAAAAGUGUAA